CCCCGCCGGCCGGGGUCACCGCCGGGGUCGCCGCCGGGGUCGCCGCGGGAGAGCCGCAGCCUGACCGAGGUGGGCGGCGGGCCCCGCAGGAGGCAGCUGCCCCGCGGCUGGAGGCCGGAGACGGACGGCGAGGCCGGGGCCCGCCCGCUGCCCAGGAGCUACACCCCCGCCGAGCCCAGGCCGCCGUCCAGGAGGUCCCCUCCCCGCCAAGGAAGGUCGCCCCCGGCCGCGCUGCUGGGGGACCACGUCCCCGGGGCGGCGGGGCAGGACGGACGGGCCUCGGGGGACGACGACGACGACGACGACGACGACGACGACGACGACGACCCGGAGGAGCGGAAGGAGGCCGCCGGCCAGGGCCGGCGGGACCGAGGCCGGGCCUCGGUCUGCCGGGCCGCACGGGCCGGGCGACGAGGCCCGGGCUCGGACCAGGAGGCCCCGCAGACCCCGGUGUCGCCGCGGGACAGGAAGAUCGUGGCCCUGAUGCUGGCCCGGCACGAGCGGGAGCGGGAGCUGCGGGAGCUGCAGCUGCGGGCGGCCGAGGCCCGGGAGGAGGCCGAGCGCCUCGACCGGCGGGCCCGGGCCCGUCGGCAGCAGCAGCUGCGGCAGCAGGUGGCCCAGAGCGGUCAGCGCUGGCGGCGGGACCGGGACGAGCGGCGGGACCGGCUCCGCCACGAGGAGCGGGACCUGCGGGACGGCAGGGCCGAGGACCUGGCCCGGCGCGAGGGCCGGUGGAGGCGGCUGGCGAGGGAGCAGGAGGAAGGCCGCAAGCAGAAGCUGGAGGGGGCCAAGGGGCGGGCCGACCGCCGCAGGAGCGCCCAGCGGCUGCUGCUCGGGGAGAAAGAGGGGCAGGACCGAGACCUCCGCGAGCGGAAGGGCCUGGCCGCCGAGGAGAAGCUGGCGCUGGCCCGUCGGAAGAGGUCGCAGACCGAGACGGAAGGCAAGAAGAAGAUCCAGGAGGUCAACCGCGCCGCCCUGGUGAGCCACCGGGCCCGCCGCGCCCAGUUGGAGAUGCAGGUCCAGGCCGAGGCCUCCCUGAAGAAGCUGUCCCUGGAGCGGAGGUUCCAGCGGGCCGAGGAGAUCCAUCAGCACCUGCUGCAGGAGAGGCACCGAGAAAUCCGAGAUAAGGCCGUCAAGGAGGAGGCGCAGCAGCGGCUGGCCAAGGCCCGGGCCGAGGAGACGGAAGGGCAGAAGCAGCUGCGCAACAGGUUGCUGGUGGAGAUGAAGGACCAGAAGAUCCAGCAGGCCUCCAGGGUCCUGCAGAAGAACAUCCGGGACCGGGCCCAGAGGGUCAAGGAGGUUAACGGCAUAAGGGAGAAGAACCACUGUUUACUGAAGCAGAUGGCCGAGGAGGAGGAGAAAUGCCACCUGGAGGGAGUCCGAGCGGCCAUCCGAAGGAAGGAGCGGAAGAUGGACCAGAUCUCCAGGGAGAAAGGGGCCAUGGUCGAGGAAUCGAGAAAGAUCGCCAAGGCGUCUCUGCAGAUGAGAGACGGGGUCAGAGCCCUACACAGCCUUUCCUUCGAUCAGAUGGCUCUAGAGGCUCAACUCAACGCGAGCCUGCAUACGCGCAGCCAGUGAGGUGCCGACCGCCGGCCCUGACAUCCCGUCGCGCCGUAAGAUAGCGACACGUUCCUUCUCUAUAACUUGAAUAUCAACUGGCAUUGAUGAUAUAAAGUGGCUUUUCCCUCUCUC
Molecule: messenger RNA, 1692 nt
Organism: Ornithorhynchus anatinus (platypus)
Lineage: Eukaryota; Metazoa; Chordata; Mammalia; Monotremata; Ornithorhynchidae
Gene: CCDC185
Product: coiled-coil domain containing 185
Exons: 1
Source: RefSeq, a predicted model, not a curated record